CCGCUACCACCACCAGCCUGAGCCACCUCCGCUCCCAUGGUCCCACCGGCCACCUCCAGCCGUGAGCCGCCUCCGCUGAUUUUGGUCCAAAGGUAUUUGUGGGCAUAGAUUUGAUUUUUAACAAUCAAAUCUAUUUAUUAGUCAUGGGAUCUCUGGGUGGCUAAUCCCUGGCAAAAUCUUCCCUCUUGACAUUUGACCGGCAGGUACGACCGUGCAUACACCAGGCUGGUCCGAGCCUAGGUCUAAGCAGGGCUUAACCUGACCGAACCCGGAGUUUCUGGCCGUCAUGCUCGGACACCCUAAUUAAAUACUACUAAAGGUGAACACACUUGCAGUAACAUGUGUUUGGACAAAUUCGAUCCUUGAACUAAGAAGGGCAACCAUCAAUGGAGGAGCCCUCAUUUCUUGAUCGAAUGAUCUCUCACCUUCGAUCAACAAGCAAGUACUACACUGGAUAUCCAAAAGACUUAGGACCUUCGAGAGUUAUUCAUUUUACCUCUGAGCGUCAGUUUGUUCAGCAGCUGCACGAAGGUCGCCCUAUGGUUGUUGCAUUUACUAUAAGGUGCUCUUAUACAAAACAUCUUGAUAAAGUGUUGGAAGAGGCUGCUGCAGAGUUUUAUCCACAUAUAAAAUUCAUGCGGGUCGAGUGUCCCAAGUAUCCAGGAUUUUGCAUAACAAGGCAAAGGAAAGAGUAUCCGUUCAUUGAGAUAUUUCAUAGUCCAGAACAAGCAGCCAGCCAAGGAAAAGUUGCAGAUCCAAACAUUACAAAGUACUCUGUGAAAGUGUUGCCUUUUAAUUAUGAUCAAAGUUCAUAUGGGUUUCGGGAAUUCUUCAAGCGUCACGGGAUACAUGUACCGACUAGCAAAUGAAGUGCUUCUUGUCAGUAACCUCAAAUAAACCAUUACCAAUUAUCUUGAGGCCAGCAAUUGCAUCUCUCUUGUACAUCAAAGAGUUUAUCUGAAAAUUUGUAUUUGAUUGUGAUUGAGCUUUAGGAUUGAAAAGGAUGGAAUGCUGUAUAAACUAUAAAACGCUUUUACACAGCUGGGACUUAAUGUGGAACGUCGCAAUAUGUAGUAGUUUUCAGGGCUAGUCACGUACUCAUGUUCAGUUUUAAGAUGAGAUUGUUCGUUUUCUAAAGGAUUCUGGAAAUGAGCAGGGAAUUAACAGAUC
Asparagus officinalis (garden asparagus) is the source of this 1170-nucleotide messenger RNA. RefSeq lists its product as uncharacterized. The transcript has 10 exons. Bases 387 to 869 code for a protein of 160 amino acids. The record is from RefSeq and is a predicted model, not a curated record. Lineage: Eukaryota; Viridiplantae; Streptophyta; Magnoliopsida; Asparagales; Asparagaceae.